Molecule: messenger RNA, 3300 nt
Organism: Phyllopteryx taeniolatus (common seadragon)
Lineage: Eukaryota; Metazoa; Chordata; Actinopteri; Syngnathiformes; Syngnathidae
Product: transcription factor COE1-like
Exons: 16
Coding region: 548-2458 (636 amino acids)
Biological process (GO): regulation of transcription by RNA polymerase II
Molecular function (GO): RNA polymerase II cis-regulatory region sequence-specific DNA binding; DNA-binding transcription factor activity, RNA polymerase II-specific
Source: RefSeq, a predicted model, not a curated record
AAAGAAAUAAAUACUGUUUAUCAAUCAAAUGUAGGGUGGAAAAGCGCCUAAUGGAUGCAACAUAAAUACUCGAGUGAACAAAGUGAAGCUUCUCGCUUUGGAUGUGUGACGUCAGCAGCCUGCACUUUCACAGGUCGGCCGAACGGUGGUGCUCAAGCUCAGCGACACAGCGUGAAGACACGUCUUCAUCUACGAUGAACCGCUUCGGAAGACAUGCAGCCGUCGGAUGGAUGGAGAGUUUGGAGACACUUUUCACACUCAAGUUACGCGCCCCUGUGUUACACACGUUCUGGCUUUUUGUUUCUGCUAGCGUUGUGUAGAAAGAGGCGUGGUCCAGAUUGGUCACCGCGCCCCUUUGCCCGUAACCGGCACCACCUCCUCUUCCUCGCAGGAGAAGCUCAAGCGGAACCUCCAGGAACUCCUCCUCCUCCUGAGGAGGAAGACUCCAGUGAUGAAAACGUGAUGACUGCGGGAGCCCCCUUUCCUACACGAGGACGUUCCGGAGGACCGAGAACAAGUGCAGAUUGCAGGCGGCAGAGGGUCGCUGAUGUUCGGCGGCCUGAAGGAGGAGCCGCCGCCGGGGGGCAUGAACGCCGUCCAGGGGUGGAUGCGGGGCGGCGUGCCGGUGCCGGUGCCGGUGCCGGUGCCGGCGGGCGGCGUGCUGCACGCCGACACCGCCGCGCAGAGCGGGGUGUCCGUGGGCCGGGCCCACUUCGAGAAGCAGCCGCCCUGCAACCUGCGCAAGUCCAACUUCUUCCACUUCGCGGUGGCGCUGUACGACCGACGAGGGCAGCCCGUGCAAGUGGAGAGGAGCGCCUUCGUGGGCUUCGUGGAGAAGGACAAGGAGAGCGCGGGCGAGAAGACCAACAACGGCGUCCAUUACCAGCUGCAGCUGCUCUACGCUAACGGCGUCAGGACGGAACAAGACUUGUACGUCAGACUCAUCGACUCCGCCAGCAAAGAGCCCAUCGUGUACGAGGGCCAGGACAAGAAUCCCGAGAUGUGUCGAGUUCUGCUCACGCACGAGAUCACGUGCAGUCGCUGCUGUGACAAGAAGAGUUGCGGCAAUCGCAACGAGACGCCGUCGGACCCCGUCAUCAUCGACAGCGCUGCCACGUCGCCAUCUUCAGGGAUUGCGGUGCAUCGCAAAGCCGAAUUCACACGCGAGACCUCUCGACGAGACUCCUCGAGUCCUGAAAUUGCAAAAUGUCACACUUUGCAAUGCAAAAAUAACGGAAAACGGUUUUUCCUCAAGUUUUUCCUCAAGUGCAACCAGAACUGCCUGAAGAACGCCGGAAACCCGCGAGACAUGAGGAGGUUCCAGGUGGCGCUGUCGACGACGGUGAGCGUGGAGGGUCACGUGCUCGCCGUGUCCGACGACGUCUUCGUCCACAACAACUCCAAACACGGCCGCCGCGUGCGCAGGCUCGACCCGGCGGACGCGCCGCUGGCAAACCUCCGCCACGGAGCGUCUCCGUGCAUCAAAGCCGUCAGCCCCAGCGAGGGUUGGACCACAGGGGGCGCCGCGGUCAUCGUCAUCGGAGAAAACUUCUUCGACGGCCUGCAAGUCAUCUUCGGGUCCACGACGGCCUGGAGCGAGCUGAUCACGCCGCACGCCAUCCGCGUGCAGACGCCGCUGCGGCACAUCCCGGGCGUGGUGGAGGUCACGCUCUCCUACAAGUCCAAACACUUCUGCAAGAGCACGCCUGGACGCUUCGUGUACACGGCGCUCAACGAGCCCACCAUCGACUACGGCUUCCAAAGACUGCAGAAGGUCAUCCCCCGUCACCCCGGAGACCCCGAGAGGCUGCCAAAGGAAACGGCGGCGAAACGAGCGGCGGACAUCGCCGAUGCGCUGUACGGCGUCCCCGGAGGACACGCCCGGCCGUCCGUCGACGCGUCGGAGCCCCCGCGGACCGAUCAGGGCGCGUCCUUUUCCAAAUCCCGCCGCCGAUACGGGUCCGACGCGGCCGAUGUGAGCGCGCCCCCCGCGGGCUUCAUCCGGAGUAGCGGCGCGUCCCCUCACGGCUACGCGCCCGCCUCCGCGCCGCAGCACGCCGGCUACUCCCACACGCACACGCCCCCGCAGCUGCACGCCGCCAUCAACGCGUACGCCAACAACGCGUACGCCAACAACGCCGCCAUCAGCAACCUGGGAGCGUCGCUCGCCUUCGGCAACACGUCGCCUUACGCAAUGGUCCCUUCCAGCCCGACGAUGUCGUCGUCGUCCACAUCGCUAGCCGCCAACUGUUCGGCGGCGGCGGCCGUCUUCUCGUUCUCGCCCGCCACAUUGGUGUCGGCGGCCGGCAAGCAGAAGUCGGCGUUCGCCCCGGUGCUCAGACCCUCGUCCUCACCCCCGCCGCCAUCUUGUGCCAACGCCAACGGCCUCCAAGACGCCAACUUUGCAGCGUGUGUCAAGUUGCCGCCGGGCACCCUUCCGGGGUUGGCCUUCAGCUGAAGUACGCCCCGCCUCCUCUCAUGACCUCACUUCCCGCCUGUCAAUCACCUUCUGGCCUCACCCUUCCUCGCACCCUCCUCAUCCUCACGUGCGCCAUUUGAGCCCUGCCUGCCGAAACUGCAACUGACAUCAUUUGUUUGUGUACGUUUUCCGAAUAUGUUGAUUUUCACUGAGACUUUUAUCUUCCUCCUCCUCCUCCUCUUCCUCAUGGCGGCCAUGCCAGGAAUGGUUGUCCUGCCAAUGGAAACGUGCGCGCCUGCGUGUGCGUGCGAUUGACACGAUCGUGGCCCUCCAAAAGGACCUCCUCAACUCAUCCGGACCUAGCGUGAAGACGGGAAGGAAGUGGUUUUUAUUUUGUUUUUGUGCAGCACUUCAUUUCAUCGGGUUGUUUGUUUGCUGGUUGGGCCCACGGAAAUCAGCCAAUCACAGCUGAGAUGUUUGGUUGUUUCGAACAUCAUUCCUUGCUUCAUUUGGCCAAAUCCUGGAAUGACUUAACAUUCAAUGAUUUCAGUCUUAACGAGUGACUAAUUGUCUUAAUUGAAUGAAGCGAUGUUUUCGUCUUACGUUUUGGUGCCUCAGUGCCGCCGUGUCCUGUGAACAACAGCGGAUCGAAUCCGAUUGGAUUCGUCGCCAUGGUUACCGCCUGUGGACUUCGGCCUCCCUCCGCCGGCUUGCGUGAAAACAAGACAUCUAUUUAUUUUGUUUUCUCUUGCUUUGUGUCUGCGCGCCAGGAGAAACAACAACAACAAACAAACAACCAAACAACAUUUUCUAUUCCUUUUUCACUUUGAAAUGUAAAAAACCUUUUGUGAUAUUGAAUUAAACUUUCUUGUGUGUCAGCA